Cricetulus griseus (Chinese hamster) is the source of this 187-nucleotide messenger RNA. The record is from RefSeq and is a predicted model, not a curated record. NCBI's taxonomy places the organism in Eukaryota, Metazoa, Chordata, Mammalia, Rodentia, Cricetidae.
GUACGCCUGAGUUGGCUUCUCACCAUGUCUUCUCACAAGACUUUCAGAAUCAAGCGAUUCCUGGCCAAGAAACAAAAGCAAAAUCGUCCUAUUCCUCAGUGGAUUUGGAUGAAAACUGGUAACAAAAUCAGGUACAACUCCAAGAGAAGACACUGGAGGAGAACCAAGCUGGGCCUGUAAGGAUUCA